Messenger RNA from Pterocles gutturalis (yellow-throated sandgrouse), 1942 nucleotides. It is a transcript of the gene MORC3, whose product is annotated as MORC family CW-type zinc finger 3. Gene Ontology annotation, cellular component: nucleus; PML body. The transcript is spliced from 9 exons. NCBI's taxonomy places the organism in Eukaryota, Metazoa, Chordata, Aves, Pterocliformes, Pteroclidae. Gene Ontology annotation, molecular function: ATP hydrolysis activity; zinc ion binding. The record is from RefSeq and is a predicted model, not a curated record. The annotation marks the transcript as partial.
GCAAACAACAUGGGUGUCGGUGUAGUUGGGAUUAUUGAAUGCAACUUCCUAAAGCCAACUCAUAACAAACAAGAUUUUGACUACACAAAUGAGUACAGACUUACAAUAGCAGCAUUAGGAGAAAAGCUUAAUGAUUACUGGAAUGAAAUGAAAACGAAGAAAAACGAAGAAUGUCCAUUAGCUUUGCCAGUUGAGGAGAUACAAAAACAGCCUGAUCAGACAUGGGUACAAUGUGAUGCGUGUCUGAAAUGGCGGAAGCUGCCAGACGGAAUAGAGCACUUGCCAGAAAAGUGGUACUGCUCACUGAACCCUGACCCACAAUUCCGGAAUUGUAAUGUGCCAGAAGAACCAGAAGAUGAUGACUUAAUUCAUCCUACAUAUGAGAAGACUUACAAGAAAAAAGACAGGGAAAAGCUGAAGAAGCGACUAGAGUACCACCAGAUCAAUAAUGAAAUGUUUUUAAAAACACCUGUUUCUUCAAGUAAAGACUUCAAAGCAUUCUCAGCUGGGACUGGAAAGGAAGCUGUUUCUAGAUCACUUUUACCAGAAACAUCAAAUGCUUCUGUCAAAAGACCUCUGCUUAUUUUAAAUAGAUCAGUAUCUUCACCUCAUUCUGAUCCUGAUAACAGUCAUAAGCGGAAGAUAUCCAUUUGUGUGACACCUGUGUCUUUAAAGACACCUCGAUUGAAUGACAAAACAUUCAAGAGCCAUGAUGAUGAUGAAGAUGUCAUAAUUUUAGAGGAGAGCAGUACUCCAAAGCCUUCAGCAGAUUCUGAUGUUGCUGUAGUAAAAACUGAAUGUAUUAAUUUGGAUCAAGAGGAGGAGCAGAAAGAAAACUGUGGUGUUGGAGAACCUUGCAGUACAGCUACUUCAGAACCAAAAAGUGAACAGUUGACCUCAGCGACACAGACAGAGCUCCCAAGCUUAGUGGUUAAAAAGGAAGAGGUGGAAGAUGACACUGAUAUUCAAGUUCCCAGGGCAGAGAUGGAAACUGAACAGCACAAUGCUAAUGAUGUUUCUGAGACAUCUGUAGAUCUUGGAAAUGAACUGAAAAAUCAGCUGCAAUUAUUAAACAAAGAAAAAGAAAUGUACCAAAACAAAUGUGAAGUAUUAACCAAACAAGUAGAAACACUGGAACAGAGGAUUUUAGAAAUGAAUAAUAAGUAUGUAAAAAAAGAAAUGUGCCAUCAGUCAACUGAGACAAUUUCUUCAUUUGAGGAAGAAAAUCUUCAUGAAAGAAGGUUGGCAGAAAUGACCAUUCUCUAUGAAAAUGCCUUAGAAGAAGUAGCAAAACUAAAGGAACAAUGCAGUACCCUGCAGAACUUAAAAACUGAAUGCAGCAAGUGUGCUGAUGGUGAAAAUAAGAGCGAGGUGGAUGAGAUUGCUGUGCAACUGGAUGAUGUUUUCAGGCAACUGGACAAGUGCAGCACUGAGAGAGACAGAUAUAAAAGUGAGAUUGAACUACUAGAAGUGGAAAAAAAUCAAAUUGCCUGUCAAUGUGAAGAACUCAAAGCAGAAAUCUCACAGUUAAAAGCUUCAAUUCCACAAGCAGUAGCAUGUGCAAAUGAUUCUACCACCAGUAAUGUGGAAGAUUCUGUAAAUUUUUCUGAUGGAGAAAGCCUGAAACUACGCUCUCUUCGAGUGAAUGUUGGACAACUUCUGGCUACAAUCAUGCCUGAUCUAGACUUGCAGCAAGUAAAUUAUGAUAUUGAUGUAGUAGAUGAAAUUUUAGGACAAGUUGUAGAACAAAUGCAUGAAAUCAGUAGUACUUAAGAUUUUAGCAGACUCUUACUUGAUCUUCCAUUAUAACCUUUGUGUAGGUUCAAAAUUGUAUAUACUGCUUCUACACUUUAUAUAUUUGACAUAGUUUGAUCAGUGAGUGUAUAUACUCUACACAGCUAGAUGUUCCCACAAUGCAGUGGGUGUUACCUUCACUUCCUCU